GCCUCCAAAAGCGGAGCGCGCGCGUGAGCCUCGUACGAGUGGAUUCGUAGCGUUUUGCGGACACGAUGGCUCAAUAUGGUACGUCACCUCCAUCAUACCUCGAGACGAGCCGUUGCCGUGAGCCACAGCCGGCAAACACACUGCCGGAUGAGACCCACAGAAGGAGUCGCGCGACGGCUCGACGCCGGCGCCGCGCCGCCCAAGCCGCACACACGCGCCGCGCGCGCCCCGCCACCCACCCCAGACGCCGCCGCGGCGCCCCACCCCCGACGCGGCCGCGCCGCCCGCGCAACGCCCAACCUCCGUAGGCAAGACGUCCUACUGGGACGAGCGCUACACGAAGGACCCCGAGCCGUUUGAUUGGUACCAGCGCUAUUCCGGCAUCCAGGAAUUACUGCAAAAGUACGUGAAGAAGGACGACGCCGUGCUCAUGGCCGGCUGCGGCAACUCGCGACUGUCCGAGGACAUGUUCGAGGACGGCUUCGCGAACAUCUCCAACGUCGACAUUUCAAGAGUGGUCAUCGACCAGAUGGGCGACAAGUACAAGGACAAGCCUGCUUUGACCUUCCAGCAGAUGAACGUGUGUAGUCUCGAAUUUCCCGACGAAUCGUUUGACGCGGUCAUCGUCAAGGGCACGAUGGACGCCAUUUUAUGUGGGGAAGGCUCGACGGCGAACGUCGCGAAGAUGUGCAUGGAGGUGUCGCGGGUGCUGAAGCCGUCCGGGAUCUUGUUCGUGGUCAGCUACGGCGUGCCGGAUAAUAGAAUGCAGUACCUCGAGAACGAGGACUACUCCUGGACGGUCACGACGCACACCGUGCCCAAGCCCACGGUCUCCGCGACGGCCGUGCCCGACACGAAAGACGCGAACAGCGUGCACUACAUCUACGUCUGCGCCAAGGGCGGCAACGCCGAGGAGGGCUAGAGUUGCGCUUCCUGAGUAACUUUUGCGCGAGGGACUUUUUACCGUUCAUUCUUAC
This is a messenger RNA of Pelagomonas calceolata, 977 nucleotides long. The record is from the annotation of a GenBank genome assembly. Lineage: Eukaryota; Pelagophyceae; Pelagomonadales; Pelagomonadaceae.